Molecule: messenger RNA, 2085 nt
Organism: Cucumis melo (muskmelon)
Lineage: Eukaryota; Viridiplantae; Streptophyta; Magnoliopsida; Cucurbitales; Cucurbitaceae
Product: pentatricopeptide repeat-containing protein At1g03560, mitochondrial
Exons: 1
Coding region: 17-1978 (653 amino acids)
Molecular function (GO): protein binding
Source: RefSeq, a predicted model, not a curated record
UGCGCGCAAAACCCAAAUGAGAAGAUCCCUACUGAGACCUUCCUUCCUUUGCUCUUCAUCUCGUUCUCUUCGUUUACCUGAUCAUAAAUCAUAUUCUUUGUAUGAAAAUGGGAAAUUGUCUUCGACGAGUUCAGAUUACGGUUUCAGCCAGAAUUUCAGGUUUGUAUUUACAAACACUCUUCUCCCACCUCCCGAAUGGAUAGAACCUUUUGUGGAUGUCUCUGAUGUAAUUUCCAGCUCUUCACCGCUAGACCCAUCUCCAUGGGUGACCCAAAUUUUGAAUCUUUUAGAUGGGUCUUCGAACAUGGAACACAAUCUAGAUUCUUUUUGUCGGAAGUUUUUUAUUAAGUUAUCGCCAAAUUUUGUUACAUUCGUUUUACAAUCUGUUGAGCUUCGUGAGAAACCUGAAAUUGCUGUUCGAUUCUUUUUUUGGGCGGGUAAGCAGAAGAAAUAUGUUCAUAAGAUUGAAUGUUAUGUGUCUUUGAUUGAACUCUUAACUUUUUCGGCCGAUUUGGUCAAAAUCCGAUCGGUAUUCUUUGAACUUAAAGAUAAGGAUUUGUUAAUGACUGAAUUGGCGGCUAAUUCUUUGAUUAAGAGCUUUGGGAAUCUUGGACUUGUUGAGGAAUUGUUGUGGGUAUGGCGACGAAUGAAGGAAAAUGGGAUUGACCCGAGUUUGUAUACUUAUAACUUUUUGGUAAAUGGGUUAGUGAAUUCAAUGUUUAUUGAAUCUGCUGAGAAGGUUUUUGAGGUUAUGGAUGGUGGGAAGACUGUACCCGACACCGUGACCUAUAAUAUUAUGAUAAAAGGAUAUUGCAAGGCUGGGAAGUUGCAGAAGGCAAUGGAGAAAUUUAGAGAUAUGGAGAUGAAGAAUGUGAAACCAGAUAAGAUUACGUAUAUGACAUUGAUCCAGGCUUGUUAUGCGGAACGUGAUUUCGAUACUUGUCUGAGUCUCUACCUUGAAAUGGAAGAAAGAGGAUUGGAAAUUCCUUCUCAUUCUUAUAGUUUAGUUAUUGGUGGGCUUUGUAAGCAAAGAAAAUGUAUGGAAGCUUAUGCUGUUUUUGAGACAAUGAAUCAGAAAGGUUGUAGAGCAAAUGUUGCAAUUUAUACAGCUUUGAUUGAUACUUACUCAAAAAGUGGAAGCAUGGAAGAGGCCAUGAGGCUCUUUGAGAGGAUGAAAAAUGAAGGGUUUGAACCUGAUGCAGUUACGUAUAGUGUCCUUGUUAAUGGACUGUGCAAAAGUGGUAGAGUGGAAGAUGGAAUGGAACUUUUUUAUUUCUGCAGAAAUAAAGGAGUGGCCAUCAAUGCAAUGUUUUAUGCUAGUUUAAUUGAUGGACUAGGAAAGGCUGGGAGAAUUGAAGAUGCAGAAAAUCUUUUUGAAGAAAUGUCUGAAAAGGGUUGUGCUCGAGAUUCCUAUUGUUAUAACGCCAUUAUAGAUGCACUAACUAAGCAUGGGAAGAUUGAUCAAGCUUUAGCACUUUUUGGGAGGAUGGAAGAAGAAGGUUGUGAUCAAACAGUUUAUACGUUCACGAUUCUUAUCGAUGGGCUGUUCAAGGAGCACAAAAAUGAGGAGGCAAUAAAGUUAUGGGACAAGAUGAUCGACAAAGGAAUCACUCCAACUGUAGCUUCUUUUAGAGCUCUUGCCAUAGGGCUGUGUCUUUGUGGCAAGGUAGCCAGGGCUUGCAAAAUCUUGGAUGACCUUGCCCCAAUGGGUAUCAUUCCCGAAACGGCAUUUGAGGAUAUGAUCAAUACAUUGUGCAAAGCACAACGCAUCAAGGAAGCUUGCAAAUUGGCCGAUGGAAUUGUGGAUCGGGGUAGGGAAAUACCGGGGAGAAUACGUACAGUUCUUAUCAAUGCCUUGAGAAAGGCAGGUAAUUCUGAUUUGGUCAUCAAACUGAUGCAUAGUAAGAUAGGCAUAGGAUAUGAUCGGAUGGGUAGUAUUAAAAGACGAGUUAAGUUCAGAACACUUCUUGAAAAUUGAGUUCUCAUCUCUGGUGCCUUUAUUCACAUUUUUGUCCUCAAUGACUUUCAUAUCCUAUUUUUAACUCUUGCAAUGACUAUCACAAGUUUUAUUUUGUUCAUAGUUAA